This is a messenger RNA of Cyclopterus lumpus (lumpfish), 1356 nucleotides long. RefSeq names its product pleckstrin homology-like domain, family A, member 3 (gene phlda3). The coding region runs from base 364 to 783 and encodes 139 amino acids. Gene Ontology annotation, molecular function: phosphatidylinositol phosphate binding. The record is from RefSeq and is a predicted model, not a curated record. Gene Ontology annotation, biological process: positive regulation of apoptotic process. NCBI's taxonomy places the organism in Eukaryota, Metazoa, Chordata, Actinopteri, Perciformes, Cyclopteridae. The transcript has 2 exons.
ACACACACACGGGGAAUUUCAUAAACAGCCCGCGGAUCUCCUUCUGCCGUCACCAGGAGGAGGCGGGGAAGGUCCACAGAGGAGCCGGGCAUGUUCAAACAUAUCCAGGCAGACCAGCCUACCAACCUCUAGUGUUUUCAUUGCGCAUGGCAUUUAUUUAUAUACACAGAAUAUAAACGCGUUGUGUUGUAUUGGCUACUAUUACUCAUGACAUAUCUCGUACCGAUAUGUUUUCCUGAGUGACACUUGGCGCCGCACAGUAACGCACGAGAGGUGUGUUUAAUGGACACAUCUUGGGACGAAUCACUGUCUGAAGGUUUCCUACAUUUCGUCUCUGUCUGAAGACGUCGGCUCAGUGUAGCCAUGUCUUUCCCGGCCAAAGUGAUGAGAGACGGGCAGCUGGAGAAGCGCAGCAGCGGGCUCCUCCAGCUGUGGAAGAAGAAGCGCUGCGUGCUUACCGAGGAAGGGCUGCGCCUGCAUGACUGCAAAGGCGGCGGUGAUGCUCCGAGCUCGGCGUGGAGCUCCAAAGCCAAGGAGCUCCGUUUCGAGCGCAUGGCCACUGUGGAUUGCGUGGAGUACAAACGAGGGCUGGUGUAUUUUACCGUGGUCAUGGCUACGGGUAAGGAAAUUGACUUUCGGUGUCCGCAGGACGGCACGGCGUGGAACGCGGAGAUUGCGUUGGCACUGGUGCGCUAUAAGAACCUGCAGGCCGUGCAGACGGGACGGAACAGGCACCUGUCCACAGCACACCUGGGCAGCACUGGGGAGGAUGAGGAGCUCUGAUCUGGUGAAUGUAAAUCUUCCUCGGAUGGAGGCUUAUUACUUUUUGGGAGUGAACCAAUCAGAGUGGGGAAGGGUAGAGGACACCAGACCCAUCAGCUUGAUUCUGUCGUGCACAGCAUGAUGGGAUGUACAGAACGGCCAUCAGUAUGGAUUAAAGGGCCGUGAACAAGUGUCACAGACACUCUUCUUGUCUUCCUUCAUGAGCUUCCUCCCACUGUUAUACAAAGCAUAGGAAUCUGAUAUACUAAGCAGCAGGAUAGAAGUAUUUAUCUGAGGUAAUUGUGCUGCAUAAGUAAAAACAUAGCGUUGUUUGGACAGAGACAAUGGAGCCGGGAAACUGUUUAAGCCAUGUGCCUUGCGUUUUAAAAAAUAUAUUCAAUUUUUCUUCAACGUUUUCUAACGUCUUCUGAAACAGGAGUCACUUUAUUUCUUAGGUCUUGGUUUUGAUGGAAACACAUCACUGUUUGACUCGCUUUAAAAGAAGAAAAAAAAGACUGAACAAAUAUACAUGCUUUUGCUGAAGUUGAACAUGAAGAAGAAAUAUUUUGCUCAUUUUCAUUGCACAUUUUAUUA